Budorcas taxicolor (takin) is the source of this 918-nucleotide messenger RNA. RefSeq names its product deoxyribonuclease 1 like 3 (gene DNASE1L3). Bases 1 to 918 code for a protein of 305 amino acids. NCBI's taxonomy places the organism in Eukaryota, Metazoa, Chordata, Mammalia, Artiodactyla, Bovidae. Gene Ontology annotation, biological process: programmed cell death involved in cell development; apoptotic DNA fragmentation. The record is from RefSeq and is a predicted model, not a curated record. The transcript has 8 exons. Gene Ontology annotation, molecular function: DNA nuclease activity. Gene Ontology annotation, cellular component: nucleus.
AUGCCUCUGCCGCUGGCCUGCCUGCUGCUUCUCCUCCUCUCCACCCACAGUGCCCUGGCCCUCAAGAUCUGCUCCUUCAACGUGAGGUCCUUUGGGGAAUCCAAGAAGGCAAACUGUAAUGCCAUGGAUGUCAUUGUGAAGGUCAUCAAACGCUGUGAUAUCAUACUCCUGAUGGAAAUCAAGGACAGCAACAACAGGAUCUGUCCCACGCUGAUGGAGAAGCUAAAUGGAAAUUCAAGAAGAGACAUAACAUACAACUAUGUGAUUAGCGCUCGCCUUGGAAGAAACACAUAUAAAGAACAGUAUGCCUUUCUCUAUAAAGAAAAGCUAGUGUCUGUAAAACAAAGCUACCUCUACCAUGACUAUCAGGCUGGAGACGCAGAUGUGUUUUCCAGGGAGCCCUUUGUGGUCUGGUUCCAGUCACCAUACACCGCUGUCAAGGACUUCGUGAUUGUCCCCCUGCACACCACCCCUGAGACAUCCGUUAGAGAGAUUGAUGAGCUGGCUGAUGUCUAUACAGAUGUGAAACGUCGCUGGAAUGCAGAGAAUUUCAUUUUCAUGGGUGACUUCAACGCCGGCUGCAGCUACGUCCCCAAGAAGGCCUGGAAGGACAUCCGCCUGAGGACAGACCCCAAGUUCGUUUGGCUGAUCGGGGACCAAGAGGACACCACGGUCAAGAAGAGCACAAACUGUGCCUAUGACAGGAUCGUGCUUAGAGGACAAGAGAUUGUCAACUCUGUUGUUCCUCAAUCAAACCACAUCUUUGAUUUCCAGAAAGCUUACAGGUUGUCUGAAAAGAAGGCCCUGGAUAUCAGUGACCACUUUCCAGUUGAAUUUAAACUUCAGUCUCCGAGGGCCUUCACCAACAGCAAAAAAUCUGUCUCUUCAAAGAAGAAAAAAAAGGCCAGUCGUGCCUAG